AUCAGCUGUUGUAGGUAAACAACCGCCACCGCAGCGAGAAAGGAAAGUAGAAAGUAGUGGACGAUUUAGAAUUGGAUGCUGAGAUUUUCGGAUCGAUUAUUUACGGGUAUUCGCACUCACCAUUCCUGGGAAUGGAAUUCCCUACGGGUAGUAAGUCGUAAGUGUCCCCUCGAGCAUUCCGUCGUCAGCGGGGAUUGUGGUGAAAGUACUUUGCGUGGAAAAAGUUGCAUCGAGCGAAAGCAGGCUUGGCUGAGAAUCUUGUGACACGCGUGAAGCGCCUGCUUGAUGCUGCGCCCCACGACGAACCGCCCGUUCUUUUGGCAGACUUCUUCGGGGGGCAGCACGAUGCUGGAAUUCAGCUUUACCCUCAUCAUCUCGGUGCUGGUCGGCCUGGGGCUGAUUUGGCUCGCUGGACGCUACUUUCUCAAGGAAGAUGUCGUCUACAUUUCCGACAAUUGCCGGCGCCACGCAUGGAAAUCAAUGAAGCUGCUGUCGCGCGCUUGUGUCUGCUCCGUGUGUGAUACAACGAUGGCCUCGAAUGGCCAUUUCUGUGAGAGUUGUGGCGUUUGCUCUGAUAAUGGUUGCGUGCGAAAGGCAGACGAACGGUUCGCGUGCAAGGAACUACGAAUCCGGACCCGUGCUGACGAUGGCUCGCCUGGUCGUCAUUUGUGGGUCAAGGGCAAUUUGCCACUCGGUGCCGAGUGUACCGUGUGCGCGGAAGAUAUCGAUCACACCUCCGAACUAGGACUGUACGGACAACGGUGCGCCUGGUGUCAACGGAUGGCACACGAUAAGUGUUUCAGCGAGAUCUCCACGACCCGCUGCGACUUCGGACGUUUUAAGGAGAUGAUCUUCCCGCCGAAAUGCAUUCAAGCAUCACGGAGCAAGGUUGCCCCGAAGGUGCAUCUUACGGGCAUCGUUCCCCCCGAGUGGAAAGAUAACUGGCGGCCAUUAAUCGUAGUUGCUAACUCUAAAUCGGGCAGCAGCGGAGCAGAUCGAGUUGUGGCUCUGAUGCGCGGUAUCCUCCAUCCUUUGCAAGUGUUCGAACUCGGCCAGCACGGUCCUCAAGAAGCAUUACAGUGGGCGAUUCAUGCUGCACCCACCCGCUGUCGAAUUCUGGUCGCAGGUGGUGAUGGAACCGUUGGCUGGGUACUGAACACCAUCCUGCAGAUGAAGGUGGAACCUCACCCGGAGGUUGCAAUUCUGCCACUCGGAACCGGCAAUGAUUUAUCGCGCGUGCUAGGUUGGGGUGCUGAAGGACCGGAUGAGUUCGAUCCAAAUGACUACUUAACACAAAUCGCGGAGGCAGAAACAGUUCAACUGGACCGGUGGUUAGCUGAAAUUACCACUCACUCGACCCUGGCCCGGUUCCACGUGCCUCGGUUUAAUCAGCCGCGCAACUUUUACGUCUACAAUUACCUCAGUGUCGGUGUCGACGCUCUGGUGACGCUCAAUUUCCAUAAAGCGCGUGAGAGCUCCUUCUACUUCUACAGCAGCCGCUUCGUUAACAAACUCUUGUACUUAUGCUUCGGAACACAACAAGUGGUGCAACAGGAUUGUGUGGAGUUGGAAAAGAAUCUCGAACUAUAUCUGGAUGGUGUACGGAUCGACUUACCGCAGCUGCAAUCGGUCGUGGUACUGAACAUCGAUUCAUGGGGUGCUGGUGUAAAACUAUGGGAAAUGAGCAAAAACUCUCCAACUCAUAGCAUUAUGAAGGAGAUACACAGCAUUUCUGACGGUAUUCUCGAGGUAUUCGGUGUCGUUUCGUCGUUUCAUAUCGCCCAACUGCAAGUUGGUCUGAGUAAGCCGGUGCGGUUGGGUCAAGCUAAAAGUGUACGGAUUGUCCUUAAACGAACACUACCAAUGCAAGCCGACGGUGAACCGUGGAUGCAGUCACCCUGUGAUAUCAAUAUACAGCACUACGGUCAGGCAACGAUGCUGAGAAACGUUAAGAAGUGAUCGAGCCAUGUGCUCUUCCGGAACGAAGUAACCAUUGCAUUGUAGUAAACCGCGCCAGAAAGAAGCCAAAGCUAUUUAUCCUUCCACCGCUAAGUUUUUGUGUAAUAGUGUUUCGGUGUGUAACCUGUGUCAAAGGCAUUCAAUCGCUCAAUUGAACACAUUUUUCGUUCAAUUACAUGUCGGUGUGUGCUCGGGGAAUUGACACGAAAUCUCGAAAUUGGAAAUUGCCAGUAGAGUUACGCUUUAUGCACCAUAAGAAUCUCUUAACGUUUUUGAGGGAACUAAUAUUAUUCUUUUAGAGUGCUAAUAUCAUGGGAACAAAAUCCAAAUCCCGUUCUUUUGGGUCGUGAGUUCUAAUAAUCUUCUGUAAGAAAAUGUAUUUUACUUGUCAAUCUCUGAUAGCGUCAUGAAAGCUCUCACCUGAAAAACCUGCAGGAAAUGGGAAGCGAAUCUCUGUUUUAGAUUGUAAAGGUUAACGGGUUUUGCUUUAAAACAAAAAAUCAUAACAUCUCCGCCUCUGACAACGUGAUUAUUGUUUCUGAUGUUGCAAAGAAGCGCGAUAACAACGUCGGUCAGAGAUGAGAGGCUGAUAACUGGUGUGCAUGGCAUAUCAGCCACGAAUGUCUACCGGGGCACGUGGGCAACUACUUGGAUACGCUUGAGUUAAAUCCCGGUUUUCGCAGUACGGGUUAAGGUUCGCUACUUCAUAUUUCCAUACAGCAAUGAAAGCAGUUACUUAAAAGGUGAUUACGAA
This is a messenger RNA of Anopheles darlingi, 2713 nucleotides long. RefSeq names its product diacylglycerol kinase epsilon (gene Dgkepsilon). The record is from RefSeq and is a predicted model, not a curated record. Bases 286 to 1959 code for a protein of 557 amino acids. NCBI's taxonomy places the organism in Eukaryota, Metazoa, Arthropoda, Insecta, Diptera, Culicidae. The transcript is spliced from 6 exons. Gene Ontology annotation, molecular function: ATP-dependent diacylglycerol kinase activity.